CCUGCAGCUCAGUCUUUCCCACAGGGAGAGCCACUCCAUCGGAAAGUGGCUGUGCGCCUGCAUCCCAGGGGUCAGGGCUGAUGAUGGAGAGAAUCUCAGAGGCCCAGAAGACCAUGCUGCACCUGAAAGCCCAGCCUGAAGACCUAAAGGACCUGUCCUAACAGAGCCUUGGCAGCUGCCGGGUGAUUUCCGACUUUGGCCCUGCUCCGUGUAAGCAGCCCUCGACAUGAGGCAGAGUCUCCACUGGACCUUCCUGUGUCUGACUCUCUUCACUGGAAGGAUGUGCAUCCGAGAGAAUCAGUUUCACAUCGAGGCCAGCAGAAGUGACAAGCUGUCCCUGCCUGGCUUUGAGAAUCUCACAGCAGGAUAUAACAAGUUUCUCAGGCCAAAUUUUGGCGGAGAACCUGUUCAGAUAGCACUGACCCUGGACAUUGCAAGUAUUUCUAGUAUUUCAGAGAGUAACAUGGACUACACAGCCACCAUAUACCUCAGACAGCGCUGGACGGAUCAGCGGCUAGUGUUUGAAGGCAACAAGAGCUUCACUUUGGAUGCACGCCUGGUGGAGUUCCUCUGGGUGCCGGACACUUACAUCGUGGAGUCCAAAAAGUCCUUCCUCCACGAAGUCACCGUGGGAAACAGGCUGAUCCGCCUCUUCUCCAAUGGCACAGUCCUGUAUGCUCUCAGAAUCACAACAACCGUUGCAUGUAACAUGGACCUGUCUAAAUACCCCAUGGACACACAGACAUGCAAGCUGCAACUAGAAAGCUGGGGCUAUGAUGGCAACGACGUGGAGUUCAGCUGGCUGAGAGGGAACGACUCUGUGCGUGGGCUGGAAAACCUGCGGCUUGCUCAGUACACCAUUCAACAAUAUUUCACCUUAGUUACCAGAUCGCAGCAGGAAACAGGAAAUUAUACACGAUUGGUCUUACAAUUUGAACUUCAGAGGAAUGUCCUGUAUUUCAUUUUGGAAACCUAUGUUCCUUCCACUUUCCUGGUGGUAUUAUCCUGGGUUUCAUUUUGGAUCUCCCUUGAUUCAGUUCCCGCAAGAACCUGCAUUGGAGUGACCACCGUAUUGUCGAUGACCACACUGAUGAUUGGGUCCCGCACUUCUCUUCCUAACACCAACUGCUUCAUAAAGGCCAUUGAUGUGUACCUGGGAAUCUGCUUUAGCUUCGUGUUUGGGGCCCUCCUGGAAUAUGCCAUUGCCCACUACAGCUCCUUACAGCAGAUGGCAGCCAAAGAUAGGGGGAAGGCGAAGGAAGUGGAAGAAGUUAACAUUACUAACAUCAUCAACAGCUCCAUCUCCAGCUUUAAAAGGAAGAUCAGCUUUGCCAGCAUUGAAAUUUCUGGUGACAACGUUGACUACAGUGACCUGACAAUGAAAACCAGUGACAAGUUCAAGUUUGUCUUCCGAGAUAAAAUGGGCAGGAUUGUUGAUUACUUCACAAUUCAAAACCCAAGUAAUGUUGAUCGAUAUUCCAAACUACUCUUUCCUUUGGUUUUUAUGCUAGCCAAUGUAUUUUACUGGGCAUACUAUAUGUAUUUUUGAAAGUAUAUUGAAUUGUUUGCAUGCCAUAGGUCUUCAGCAGAAUAAGGUAAUGAUGUAAACGAUAUUCUAAGCCAAAUGUGCACCCUAACCCAGUGGUGCUACGAGUGACUAAAAUAACAUUUGAGCAUUUCUCUGCAAAGAAUGGACCCUCAAGGAUUAUUUACAUGUGUAGAAGUCCUAGCACUACAGAGUCUUGUAAUAGAAAUAUCAACCUAUUCCUUUUUCAUCCUUAUGAAAGACAUCUCCUUGGAGCCCAAGAUUACAAACUUAUCAGGGCCGACUGCCCAGUGGCUCUCUGGUCUGCAUUUAUCUCAUAUAAAAAACAAGAAAGAGGCCAUUACAUGUUUUGAGUCAAGUGUCAGAGGUUGUUUCUGAAUUAAUCAUACACACUAUUUACCAAAUCUCUACCAUGCUUAUAAAAUAUAUUGUUGCCUAUUUAGGGGGAUAACAUUUUCCAGCUUUUGUUUUGAUUAAAAUGAAAUGCAGGCUUAAGUCCAUUCACUGGAAGUCACUGCAUUAAAUACCAAGAUGAGUUUUUCAUAUAGUAUUUAAUGCCACAGCAGAACUGUCCCCAUAUUCCAACAAGUCCUACCACUGAAAAACAAAUGUAAGUGAAGAAAAAUUUAGUGGGGCAGUAAUU
Messenger RNA from Phacochoerus africanus (Common warthog), 2189 nucleotides. RefSeq names its product gamma-aminobutyric acid type A receptor subunit pi (gene GABRP). The transcript is spliced from 10 exons. The record is from RefSeq and is a predicted model, not a curated record. The coding region runs from base 227 to 1549 and encodes 440 amino acids. Gene Ontology annotation, cellular component: neuron projection; GABA-A receptor complex; membrane. Gene Ontology annotation, biological process: regulation of membrane potential; nervous system process; chemical synaptic transmission. Gene Ontology annotation, molecular function: GABA-A receptor activity; neurotransmitter receptor activity; extracellular ligand-gated monoatomic ion channel activity. NCBI's taxonomy places the organism in Eukaryota, Metazoa, Chordata, Mammalia, Artiodactyla, Suidae.